This is a messenger RNA of Jatropha curcas, 1501 nucleotides long. RefSeq names its product photosystem II reaction center PSB29 protein (gene PSB29). Gene Ontology annotation, cellular component: chloroplast thylakoid. Gene Ontology annotation, biological process: photosynthesis; photosystem II assembly; thylakoid membrane organization. The record is from RefSeq and is a predicted model, not a curated record. NCBI's taxonomy places the organism in Eukaryota, Viridiplantae, Streptophyta, Magnoliopsida, Malpighiales, Euphorbiaceae.
CCCAAAAAAUGCAUACGUGUCAAAUCGUUACCGGCUCUCUUCUAAACCCUCACAAAAGUCUCAUUUUCAACUUCACUGCAUUGGAUAAGCCUCUCUUUCCUUUUCAACCUCACUUUCUCUUCGUUUCUCGCAAGAAAAGAAAAUUAAUUCAAUCUCGUAGCCAUAUCGGAAUGCCAAUGCUGCUUAUCUCUCCAUUGGUUUUCUCUCCCUUGCCGAUAUGAUAUAGAUUUUUCCUGGCAUAUUCUCUCUGUUUAUCAUUCUUUCAAUCUCAGUUUCAGUUUCUGACAUAUUAUUGAUUAAAUGGCGGCAGUUACUUCGGUCUCCUUCUCUGCAAUCAAUCAGUCUCCCGGCGACAGAAAAGCCUUUGCUUCGUGCACGCGCUCCUUCGCUUCGAAUUUUGACAAUUGCCGAUUCCGUACUCGUUUUCAUUGUCAUUAUGUGGGCGUUAGAACUUCAAAUUCCACUUCUCGCAUGGUUAUUCAUUGCAUGUCCACUGCUACAGAUAUGCCGCCCACUGUAUCUGAGACGAAGUUCAAUUUUCUAAAGGCAUACAAGAAGCCAAUUCCCAGUAUCUACAAUACUGUUCUGCAAGAGCUCAUUGUUCAGCAACACUUGAUGAGGUACAAGAGGACGUACCGCUAUGACCCUGUCUUUGCCCUUGGUUUUGUUACUGUGUAUGAUCAACUAAUGGAAGGAUACCCGAGUGAUGAGGAUCGAGAGGCCAUUUUUCAAGCAUACAUAAAGGCAUUAAAGGAGGAACCCGAGCAAUAUAGAGUUGAUGCAAAGAAGUUGGAAGAAUGGGCUCGCUCUCAGACUUCCAGUUCAUUAGUUGACUUUUCAUCAAGAGAAGGAGAAGUUGAGGGAAUAUUGAAGGACAUUGCAGAAAGGGCUAGGAGUGGGAGUUUCAGCUAUAGUCGUUUCUUCGCUGUUGGACUAUUUCGUCUUCUUGAGCUUUCAAAUUCCACUGAGCCCACCAUAUUGGAAAAGCUUUGUGCAGCAUUAAAUGUAAAUAAAAGAAGUGUGGAUCGGGACCUUGAUGUCUAUCGCAACCUCCUUUCCAAACUGGUUCAAGCAAAAGAGUUGCUGAAGGAGUACGUGGAAAGGGAGAAGAAGAAACGAGAAGAACGGACAGAGACACAGAAGGCUAAUGAGGCUGUCAAACAAUGUCUUGGAGAGCCCCAGUAUGCGAGCUAGUCUCCAUACAACUGAUCAUCUGUGCAUCUCCAGCCUACUGAUUUCUCUCUUAUAUUGAGGGGGAAUAUAAAGCCUCCGUUCUUUCUGCACAGCAGCUCGUGGGGCUUGCACUUUAAACUCUGUUGUUCUAGACAUGGUAACUACAAUACAUCGUGUCCUUGUGUCAUAUAUAUAACCUUCAUUUUGCAUUGUUUGAAUUUAAAACAGUUUUUCUUUGUUAUACCACAAAUGUAUCAUUAUAAUACUGUCGUCAGUUGCCUGUUUAUCAGUCAUCUCCAUAUUAGUCUACCGGUCCUUGCUUCUCUGA